Molecule: messenger RNA, 4042 nt
Organism: Clarias gariepinus (North African catfish)
Lineage: Eukaryota; Metazoa; Chordata; Actinopteri; Siluriformes; Clariidae
Gene: zer1
Product: zyg-11 related, cell cycle regulator
Exons: 16
Coding region: 227-2539 (770 amino acids)
Cellular component (GO): Cul2-RING ubiquitin ligase complex
Molecular function (GO): protein binding
Source: RefSeq, a predicted model, not a curated record
AUGAUGUCAGAAUGAGCGACGGUAAAAGAGAAAGGAAAACAUUCACCUAAUGAGCAGGAAUUAUUGAGCAGAGUAAAUUAUCACAAGCCUCAAUUCGCGGACGAGAUCAAAGUUAAAGGCGGAAUCUGGCUUGGAGUCCGUGAUGCCUGAGAUCUGAGCGCACCGUCACUCUCUUUCUCCGUCUCCGUGGUGUCUGACCUCUGACCCCCGAAAACGGUGUGUCACCAUGGCAACCAAAGCGGGGGACGACCCGGAGAGCCUGAUGUCCCUGUGCACCGUGUUUUGUCUGAAGAACCUCAGGAGAACCAUGUGCUACACGGGCGAAAAGAACAAACUGUGCCUGCGUCCCGACAUCUUCUUACCCAGCGAGAUCUGCGACAAGCUCGUUAACGUGUACAUGGAGCUGGUGCACACAGACAGUGAGUUUGAGCCUCAGGAAGGUUUCUUUCAGCUCUUCAGUGACCCACACAGCACCCGCCUGAGCCGACUGCACCUCAAAGAGGACGUCGUACGGGACCGUGACCUCGAGGCCAUCGGGAAACAGGAUCUGAUGGAGCUCCAUCUGACGUGCUGUAAUCACCUGAGCGUCCGAAGCCUUCGGACUCUGCGCAACUUUCACCCCUCACUCGUGUCCCUCAGCCUCUUUGGCUGCUCCAGCAUUUUCUCCAGCAAGUCCUCUCCCGAGGAUGACGAUGAUGAUGAAGAGGAUGAGGAUGAAGGGCUGUGUGACGGCACUGACUUCUCAUUCCAGGGCUUCAGGAGGCUGUGCAUGUUGAACGUUGGCAGUCUGCAUCUGCCCAAGGAAGUGGACCCUGAAGCUCUGCUGAAGCCUCUGGACAAUCUCAGAGCUUUGGACUUGUCCUCAACGUACCUGCCCCGCCCCGCCUUCCUGGCGCAGUGGAGGGAGCAGCUGACCUCGCUGGUGCUUUACAACGUGGACUUGAACGAGGAGCUCAUCACCACCGUCUUGCACAUGAGCCGACUGAGGCACUUAGAUAUCUCGCGUGAAAGUCAGCGCUCCUCCAAGUUCAAGCUAACGAGGAAGGUCCUGACAAACAUCAUACAGAUUUUAGGGAACCUCGUCUCCCUGGACAUCUCGGGACAUAUCAUGCUGGACAACUGCACCGUGCCGUACAUCGAGGAGGCCAUGGGACCGCCCAGCAUCGAGCCGUGUAAGAGCAGUAUUUUCCCGUUCCAGGGGUUGAAGAGGCCUCUGCAGUUUUUGGGUCUUUAUAACACUACACUGUGUAACGUCACACACAUCCCAGCGUUUAAGGUGACAGGCUCUAAGAAUGAGGAGCAGGUGCUGAAUGCUAUCGAAGCUUACACUGAACAUCGUCCUGAGCUAGCACACAGAGCCAUCAACCAACUGUUCGACUUCGUCCGUAUACAGCAAUGCAACAACUUGGUCCGAGCAGUGCAGUUAGUGAUAGCAGCUCUGAAGUGUCAUAAGUAUGAUAAAAGUAUCCAAGUGACGGGAAGCGCUGCUCUCUUCUACCUGACCAGUUCAGAGUACCGGGGUUUUCAGAGUGUGAAGAUGCGCAGGCAGGUCAUCGAGGUCGUACUUAACGGCAUGGAGCAGUACCAGGAGGUCACGGUUCAGAGGAACUGCUGUCUGACUCUGUGCAAUUUCAACAUUCCUGAUGAGUUGGAGUUCCAGUAUCACCGCGUCAACAUGCUCCUUUUGAAGAUCCUGGAGCCAGCACGUCAGGACGAGUCCAUCCAGCGCAUCGCCGUGCACCUCUGCAACGCCCUCGUCUGUCAGGUCGACAACGAUCACAAAGAGGCUGUUGGCAAGAUGGGCUUUGUUAAGACCAUGUUGAAUUUAAUACAGAAGAAGCUGCACGACAAACUGUGUGAUCAGGUGAUGGAGUUCUCAUGGAGUGCGUUGUGGAACAUCACAGAUGAAACGCCGGAUAACUGCCAGAUGUUCCUCAACUGCAGCGGCAUGAAACUGUUCCUGGAUUGCUUAAAGGAAUUUCCAGAUAAGCAGGAGCUGCACCGUAACAUGCUGGGGCUGCUGGGUAACGUGGCCGAGGUGAAAGAGCUCAGACCUCAGCUUCUCACCAGCCAGUUCAUCACCGUCUUCAGUAACCUGUUGGAGAGCAAAGCGGACGGGAUCGAGGUGUCGUAUAACGCCUGUGGAGUUCUCUCUCACAUCAUGUUCGACGGUCCUGACGUGUGGACUGUGGAGAACCCUAAACGAGAGAUGGUCAUGGACAAAAUGUGGGACGCCAUCCAGAGCUGGGACGUCACCUCGCGCCGAAACAUUAACUACAGGUCGUUUGAGCCUAUUCUGCGUCUCCUCCCUCAGGGUAUAUCACCUGUCAGUCAGCACUGGGCCACCUGGGCUCUUUACAACCUGGUUUCUGUGUAUCCGAACAAAUACUGUCCAUUAUUAGUAAAAGAAGGAGGUAUUGCAUUGUUAAAGAGACUUCUUGAACUGGAGUCUUCUCAUCUGGACACAAAGACCAUGGCACGCAAGGUGAUGGAGCAGUGUGAGACCUUUAAGGAGGAUCCGAUGGACACCAGCAGGUAAGCGGUAAAGAGCAGGAGAUCUCCAGCGGCAGCGUCCGGUCCACCUUUAGACUCUCAGCGGGACGCCGCGGCUACAGGAGGCUAAUGAAGCUAGCGCACCACAACCCACUCCCAAUUUGUUCCACUUCAUUCAGGAUUUCUCAGUCUCCUCUCUACUGUAUGCGUGCGUGUGUGUGUGUGUGUGUGUGUGCGCGUGCGUGUGUGUGUAUGUCUGUUGGACUCGGAGGAUCAGGACAGGCACUUAUCCCUGAGUACACACUUCUGUGAAAAUAAAAAUGACACUACACACAAGGGAGAUGGCUCACAGGAGUGUGUGUGUGUGUGUGUGUGUGUGUGUGUGUGUGUGUGUGUGUGUGUGUAACUUUUUCAUAUUUUCUUUUGCACUCAAUGAACAGUGUUCAUAUCAUCCCUUUUAAUUUUUGAGUGUUUUGUUAUCAGGUCUACUGGUUAAUGUGUGUGUGUGUGUGUGUGUGUGUGUGUGUGUGUGUGUGUUAUAAAGAAGAAAGUUCUCAUUUUUGGGAGCACAAAACAAGGACAGAACAAAAUGCUGCCUUUCACUGUGUGUGUGUGUGUGUGUGUGUGUGUGUGUGUGUGUGUGUGUGUGUGUGUGUGAAAGAGAUACCACACUUUUGAAUGUCUGUGAACAGCUUAGGGCUUGAACAUGCACACAUACACACAUUCCUCCUUGUACACAAGACUGCCUUUUUGUGUUUUUAUGACACUCCGGUGACACUCGCACUCUGGCUUUGUAAAAAAAAAAAAAAAGAGUUUAAUCCAAGUUCGAGCGUGGGAGUGCCGUUAAUCACGCUUUAUUUUCACUUUAACAUCCACAAUUUAUUUUCCUUUUAAAUCUUGUAUGAAAGGAUCUGUGUGUGUGUGUGUGUGUGUGUGUGUGUGGAUAAAUCUAUUUUCUGUAUAAAUGACCCGUUAAAUCCAUAUUGCUUCACAUUUUAUUAAAUCAAUCAUGGGUCCGGGAUUUCUCUCCACUUUCUCCACCUUGAAGCGUCGUGAGACAAGGCCGAGCGUCCAGCAUCAGGGCGCGUCUCUGUCUUCUCAUCUAUAACACAAAGCGUUUUGUAAUUUUUCAGUUCUCAAAGUAAAGUCCGGGGAACCUCAGGGCUCUGAGAUGCAAAGCUAAGCUGGUCUGAGAUUGUUUUUAACGUUUGUGUUUGUUUUUAGCUAAAAAAAAAAAAAAAAAAGGUACUCUAUUUAUAAUUUUUUGUCUUUUCGGUUGAAAUGAAUUUAAUUUAAUUUGACUCAAAUCCAGUUGUCAUGAACAAGACUUCCUACAAACAUGUCAUGUUCAUGUCUCACAAAACUGUAUAAAGGAAUAAGUGUGUGUGUGUGCGCGUGUGUGUGUGCGUGUGUGUGUGUGUGUGUGUGUGUGUAUGGAUGGAAGUGUCAGGAAUGCACAGCUCUGUGGUUCAAGAAAAACAGCCAACAAAGAUUACUGUACACAUUUACAUAACGGGCUUGAUUUAAUUAAUAAAAAAAUAAAUCUGUA